CUCUCCACCAUGGAGAACAAGUUUGCAACCCAUUACGAUGCUGUAGAACAGCAGCUCAAAUCCAGUACCAUUGGAUUGGUCACACUGACAGAAAUGAAGUCCUUGCUCCGUAGGCAAAGCAAGAAGACGUCGUAAAGGAACGGGAGAGACAGUUGGCUCAGAAACAGAAGGAGAAGGAACUGCAGCGCAUGAGAGAGAUUCAGAAGAAAAGGGAACAGCAGGAAAAACAGAAGAGACAGAUUGCAGCCCUAUCUUUCCGCUUGGAGGAUGGAGAGGAAGACGAGGAGGAGGAGAAGGAGGAGGAAGAAAGUGAGGAAGAGCAAAACGAAACAGACGAAGAGGAGGAUCUAGAAGAGCCAUCCAUCAAGAAAAAAAAGCUGGGGAAGAAUCCCGACGUAGACACGAGCUUUCUGCCAGACAGGGAGCGUGAAGAGGACGAGAAGAGGGUUCGAGAGGAGCUCCGUAUGGAGUGGGUGCAGAAGCAAGAAUGCCUGAAGAACGAGGACAUUGAGGUGACCUUCAGCUACUGGGACGGGUCUGGCCAUCGACGCAUGGUGAAGAUGAAGAAAGGCAACAGCAUCUACCAGUUUCUACAGAAAUGCCUGGAGCUGCUCCGAAAAGAAUUCUACGAGCUCCGGGCGGUGACUGCGGAUCAGCUGAUGUACGUCAAAGAAGACUUAAUAAUCCCCCAUCAUUACACGUUUUACGACUUCAUCGUGACAAAGGCCAGGGGCAAGAGCGGGCCGCUGUUUGCGUACGACGCGCGCGAAGACGUCCGACUCACGAACGACGCUUCGAUAGAAAAAGAGGAAUCCCACGCGGGCAAGGUGUUGCUCCGAACUUGGUACGAACGCAACAAGCACAUCUUCCCGGCGUCCCGCUGGGAACCCUACGAUCCCACACGGACCUACGAUAAGUACACCAUCUCUGAUCGGAACAAGUGACCCAGCGGGUGUGCGCGUCAAGCUUUCACGGCAGGACAUUGAAAAUGUGUGGUGAAGUGCUCGUAUUGUUAGGUGCCUGUAAAUACAUAGAACAUUAUUUUUA
Messenger RNA from Ornithodoros turicata, 1047 nucleotides. RefSeq names its product protein FAM50 homolog. The record is from RefSeq and is a predicted model, not a curated record. Lineage: Eukaryota; Metazoa; Arthropoda; Arachnida; Ixodida; Argasidae. The transcript has 5 exons. Gene Ontology annotation, biological process: chromatin organization. Gene Ontology annotation, cellular component: nucleus. Bases 189 to 944 code for a protein of 251 amino acids.